GAGAGGAGGAGGAGGGCAGCGGACGGAGGCGUCGGCUUUAAAUCUUCCCAGCCAGGCGGCUGCAAGCAGGCAGCGCAUGUGGACUCAAGCAAGCAAGCAAGCGAGAUCUCGGCUGACUCCCGAACAAUGACUAUCAGCAUCCCUGUGGGACUCCCUCGCCGUCCCUCCGCCGCUCUGAUGCCCCUCUCCGUCUGAUGCUUCCCGGCCAAGCAGCAGCAGAAGAGUCGCCGCCGCCGCCGCCAGCCCACCAGCAGCAUGUCCCGGCGUAAGAUCUCCUCGGAAUCCUUCAGCUCGCUCGGCUCGGACUACCUGGAGACCAGCCCUGAGGAGGAAGGCGAAUGCCCCGUGGCCAGGCUUUGUUGGAACGGCAGCCGGAGCCCCCCUUCCCAGUCGGGGGCCACCACCCCUGUUGCCGCCGCGGCCCCCCCGUUAGAGCAGGCGUCGGCGUCGGCGGCAGCAGCCGUCCCAGCCCCCACGGGUUCUAGGAGGGCUCCUCGCAGGAGACGGGUCAACUUGGACUCCUUGGGCGAGAGCAUCAGCCGCCUCACCGCCCCCACGCCUCAGACCAUAAGGCAGACUCUCCAGAGGACACUGCAGCAUUAUGAGCAUCAAGUUAUUGGUUACAGGGAUGCUGAAAAGAACUUCCACAAUCUCUCUAACCGAUGUUCCUAUGCAGACCGCUCUGGCAAUGACGAAACUGAAGAUGUCUCAGGAAUUCUCCAGUGUACAGCAAAUAUACUCGGCUUGAAGUUUGAAGAACUGCAAGAGAAAUUUGGGGCUGAAUUCUUCAAUAUCUGCUUUGAUGAGAACGAGCGAGUCCUGCGAGCUGUGGGUGGCACCUUGCAAGAUUUCUUUAACGGCUUUGAUGCUUUGCUGGAGCACAUCAGGACAUCGUUUGGAAGGCAGGCCAGUUCAGAAUCCCCUUCUUUCCUAUGCAAAGAGCUCCCUGAAGGCAACCUUAUGCUCCACUACUUCCAUCCUCAUCAGAUUGUUGGUUUCGCCAUGAUGGGUAUGGUCAAGGCAGCGGCAAGAAAAAUCUACCAGCUGGAAGUCGAAGUGGAACAGAUUGCAAAUGACAAACUGUCUUCUGAGGACUCAAACCCAGGCAACUGCAGCUGUCUCACUUUCAUUAUCAAAGAGCGCGAAAAUGCAAAUAUCACAAAAGCUCUUCCUCUAGGUACUUCCCAAUCCCCCUCAGACCUGAGGAUAAGCAUCAGCACCUUCUGCCGAGCAUUUCCCUUCCAUCUGAUGUUUGAUCCCGGCAUGCUGGUGCUGCAGUUAGGGGAAGGACUUAGGAAGCAACUCAGAUGCGACACUCACAAGUCGUUGAAAUUCCAAGAUUGCUUUGAGAUUGUUUCUCCAAAGAUUGGUGCCACGUUUGAACGGGUCCUCCUGAGACUGUCUACGCCCUUUGUGAUCCGGACCAAACUUGAAGCGUCUGGCUCUGAAAAUAAGGAUAAGGUGAUGGAAAUCAAAGGACAAAUGAUCCACGUCCCAGAAUCAAACUUGAUUUUGUUUUUGGGCUCCCCUUGUGUGGACAAGUUGGAUGAACUUAUGGGCCGAGGCCUCCACCUGUCAGACAUACCAAUCCACGAUGCUACCCGUGAUGUCAUCCUUGUUGGGGAGCAGGCAAAGGCCCAGGAUGGCUUGAAGAAGCGGAUGGACAAACUGAAGGCAACAUUAGAACGAACACAUCAAGCCCUGGAGGAGGAGAAGAAGAAGACGGUGGAUCUUCUUAUUUCUAUCUUCCCAGAAGAAGUGGCUCAGCAGCUGUGGCAAGGGCAGCAAGUUCAAGCCAGGAAGUUUGAUGACGUUACUAUGCUCUUCUCGGACAUUGUUGGCUUCACUGCGGUCUGCGCCCAGUGUACUCCCAUGCAGGUGAUCAGUAUGCUCAAUGAGCUCUACACACGAUUUGACCAUCAGUGUGGAUUCCUGGAUAUCUAUAAGGUGGAAACAAUAGGUGAUGCGUACUGCGUUGCAGCAGGGCUCCACAGACAGAACCUAAAUCAUGCAAAGCCCAUAGCCCUGAUGGCCCUGAAGAUGAUGGAGCUGUCAGAGGAGGUGCUUACACCAGAUGGAAGACCUAUUAAGAUGAGAAUAGGGAUUCACUCAGGAUCUGUUCUGGCUGGAGUUGUUGGUGUAAGAAUGCCAAGAUAUUGUCUCUUUGGCAACAACGUCACCCUAGCAAGCAAAUUUGAGUCAGGAAGCCAUCCACGCCGCAUCAACGUCAGCCCAACAACGUACCAGCUUUUGAAGAAGGAAGAAAAUUUUAUCUUCAUUCCUCGGUCCCGUGAAGAGCUUCCAGACAACUUUCCAAAGGAAAUCCCUGGGAUUUGUUAUUUCCUGGAGGUCAGAACUGGUCAGAAGCAGCCAAAGUCCUCCGUCACAUCUGCCAGAGUGAGAAAGAUUUCCUACAACAUUGGCACCAUGUUCCUCCGGGAAACCAGCCUAUGAGGCCUGCUGCAGAUCAAAGACUCAUCAAAAAAGCACAAGCCCAGAACUGGGUCAUGACAGGAGAGAGGAGAUUCUUUCUGUUUCACUGCAUUGUUCUAAGCAAGCAGUAGAAGCUCCGUGAAAUGCCAGGCAAUAAUUCUUUUUAAAGGUGGGUGACUGCUGUCUGUAAACAAACUGGAAAGGGUCAAGGGAGGGAGCAGGGAUUUUUUUUAAAAAAAAAUCAAAUUAAAACAAAAUUCUUCUCUGUUGCCAGAGCUACUGUUGGCCAUAAAUAUCAACAUGGUAAAAAAGAAAGAAAGAAUCAAAACUGAGUGGCUAAUAAUGGGGGACAAAUUCCACUAAGUAUUGGGCCUCUUCCAAAAGGUCCAGUGGAAUAAAAGAGUAUUUGGUGGAUUGCUUUGUUCUGUUCAGAAACAGGCAGGGGAGUCCACUUUUGAAGGUGUAGUAUCCCUGCUAUUGCUUUAAAUAUCCUCCAUUAAUGUCAACAGAAUCAGGGUAGGCCCCCUUCACAUGCAUCUGUAAAAUGCAUGUAAGAGUCACAGUAGCAGUACUUAGUGAAUUAUUCUAGAAAAGUGCACCAGCUAAGCAAAUUAUAAUGCAUUCCUGCAUUUAAAGGUAUUCAGUAAGGUUUAACUAAGGAUGCUUCUGGGUAUUUUUUUUAAACACGUCAUACAAAUACUGUAGAUAUCAUUUAUAACCUUCUAGGCAGGAGGAAUUAUAAUUCAGCAUAUAAUAUCAUAGGGAUUUUGCCUAUUUUUUUAUACAUUUCACUUUCUGGACAAUCUUUCACAUGCUGUAACAAAUGUGAAGCCCACUUCUUGUAUAUUUUCUGCCAUCUAUCCAACUGUCAAAGAUGAUGAUGGUGAUUAUUCAAAUGAUAAGAAAUGCCAUUUUGUUGGAGUUUUGCUAGAUCUACACUUGGAUAAUUUUUCUUUUUCUGACAAGUAAAUGUUUAUGUCUUGCAUAUUUAAACUGAUGUUCAAUAUUUGUCCUGCAAGUAGUGUAUGUCCUGGCAUCAGAACAAUACAAGCAAAGAAGCGAUUAUCAUGCUCGGUGACUGAUCCACUAUUGGAAGUCCCAAAGCCCUAGAGUUUAGGUCUGACCCAAACCUCCCAGUCACCCUUAGUAGAACUCUAGCAAUCUUAUCUGUUUAUAAACUGUACCAGGAACCUUUUCAGAAUGCUUGUAAAGUAACAGCCCUUUGUAAUAAAACAUGCCUAAAAGUUGUUGGUUCCACAGCAUGACUUCAUCAUGCUCUGAACUUCUCCCAAGCUGCCAAGUCCCAUUGUGGGCAUAGUAUAUAUAUCACCACUGGCUAUGUAUUCACUAUUACUAACAUGGUUAUGAACAUUGAUGGAUGUAGAAAUAUGGGGGGGGGAAUAGUGCAUCUAUUAUGUUGAUACUCAUCAUUACUUAUCAAGAUUGACUAUAAUAUUUUUAGAAGUAUCUCAUAAAAUACAUUUAAGACUCUGGAACUUCCAAAAUCCUGGUGUCAUUAAUCUCCAUGACUACUUCAGAAAAGCAGUUUGAGGACUGUAGCCUAGGUACUACGUUGAUCAGCAGGAAAACUUCUCUUGUAUGUGUAGAUAAUUUCAUGCCCAUUUUCCAUGCAGAAUAAUUCAAUGAGAGAUUUUCGUUUUAAAAAUUACAGUAUUCAUUUUGACACACCACUUAGCAGAGUGUCAAAUGCAUUUGCAGCGUUCAUCUGUUUUGUAUCAGCAAUAUGUCAUGCCAAACCAAACCAUAACAUGCUCUGAAGAACAUAAAACUAUAUACGUAGUUUUACUCAUUAAAUCAGAACUCAGAAUUGGUAAAGAAUUUAGAAUUUGGAAAUGGUAAAGGAUCAUAGCCUUACAUAGAGACAAAUUCUAGAAGAAUUAUCCUGUUAGCUUGUUGCAGCAAAAAGAAAGCUCUUGUGACAUCUUGAAAACUAACACUGCAAUCCUAUACAUACCUAACUGGGAGUAAGCCCCACUGAAUUCAGUGGGGCUUACUUUUGAGAAGACAUGUAUAGGAUUGCACAGUAACAGAUUCAUUAUAGCAUCAACAGGGCCAGGCCAGUAAUGAGGCAAAAUGGGACAGUUAUCUCAGGCGAUCAGCACAGGGAGCAAUGAAUUUGCAAUUUGAUCCCCUGCUCACCUUAUUAUUAGCUUGACCAGUGGGCCAUCCAAUUAGCCACCUGGCAAGGUGAGUCUCUUCACCACCACGUCAAUGUCCUCCACCCUGCCUCAUCUUGCUCUGAGGAUCCUUCAGAUCCUUUCUCAGGGCAAGGAGAGGCAGGAAGGAGGUGAUGGGAAUGACAGAGAAACUACCAGCGCCGCCACUUAUGUGGCAGGAAAGUGGGGAAAUGAGGGAGCAGCAGUAGAAAGAGGGCAGAAGGGAAAAGGUGGGCAGCACCAGCAGCACUGCAAAGAAGAGGAUGCGGGGAGAAGGGAAGAGGAGGAAGGGUAGUGGUAGCUGAGCUGCUGCUUGCCUCAGGUGGUACAAUUCCUUGCACCAGGCCUGAGACUAAGGUUUCAUGGACUAGAGUUCACUUCGUUGGAUGCAUGGAGUAUUAUCUUUUGUCGGCAGAUACAUAGUUGCUGCUGCAUUGGCACAAGUGGAGAGCUGGGCCAAGAGGAGAAACAACUGCAGGCUAGGGAGCUCCCACCCUCCCCAGUACUGGACAUUAACACCCAGCUUUAAGCCAAAGCCAACUUCUCGGGGCUGGUGGAUAUCUGGCCAGCAUGUUGCUGCUGUCUUGCAAGAUUGGCACCGAGGUAAAGCUGCUCCCAUCAUUGUACAAAGGAGGCCAAGCAUGGGCUGAGAACAUAAAAGCCAGAAGGAAGACUUUUGUUGAAUUAAUUCUUGGAUUUAGCUGAUUGUAUUCGAGACGGUUUUGACAUAAAUUUAGAUCUGACUUGUUUUACAUCUUGGCAAAUGCUAUGUUCUUAUUAUAUUGACUUUCCUUCUGAUAUUUUGUUAACUGAGUUGGAUGUGUGUGUUUUGCCGUAAGUGGCUUUGGGUUUUCCUUGGGAAGGAAAAACAGAAAUAGACGAAAUAAAAUGAAGUAAAGGUUGACAUGAGUAAAAGUAGAUGGGGGAAUCAUAAACAUGGACAAAAAUAGGAGCUCCGGGGAGGAAAAGGUGAGAUAAAAAUGUGAAUAAAUAAAUAGCCGUGCAAGGAGUGCCAUUAGGCUUGUGAAGUAAAAACAGACACUUUUGGAACAGUUACAUAUGAUUUCGGUAUCCCAUUGGCCUUUUAAACCCAGUGUUAUAUUUUUUCAUAUAUUUAUAUAUGAAUAGCUAUAGAUAGAUAUGCGUACAGCAGACAAUGUUUCAUGCAUCUAACAAAGCUGCCUCUAAUCUACAAAAGCUGAUGCCACAAUAAAUCUUGUUAGUCUUUAAUGUGCCACAAGAUUCUUGGCUGUCUUGCAUAGAAGUAAUUCAACACAGUUCCAGUGGAACCUUGAUGAUUUAUGCCCUGUGUGAUUCUUCAUACACGAAGGUGAAGCAUAGAACAUAUUGUAUUUCUCUAGUGUUGUGUUCCUAGAGCUUUCUUGACAGUUAAGAGAUGGCUGGCAAAUCACUUCUGCAAUGGUACCUAUAGGUGAAUGCUAAUUUGAAGCUGAAUACUGCCCAUGUCUUACAGAUGAGCACUCAAGUUCAUUUGUAUACAUCUUUUCAAAGUUUAAAAACUGAACUGGAAUGUAAAGAGAAGUCAGACAAUUUGGGGAUGGUGUGCCCUUCACUAUAAAGAGUGUUGGCAGUUAGGAGAAUAAGGUUGUUUCUCUAGAUUCAUACAUUUUCAGCAAAGGUUCUUAAACAGUGAGUUGCAUACAGAUGUCAGGAGACGCAGAAACUUCUCCCAGUCCCCCUUCCCUUUUUCAUUGGUUUGGGUCACAGUGUGCUUUGAUUAGUUCAUCAGGCAGCGUGCCUGUCCCUCCUCAAUAUGGGACCAUCUACUCAUGAUGAUUAGUAGUGCAGGCGAUCAGUGAGGGUAACAUAUCAACUACAAACUUGAGAUUCCAUGUGUGUGUUAUGUGCCUUCAAGUCGAUCCCGACUUACGGCGACCCUAUGAAUCAGUGACCUCCAGUAGCAUCUGUUGUUAACCACCCUGUUCAGAUCUUGUAAGUUCAGGCUGUGGCUUCCUUUAUAGAAUCAAUCCAUCUCUUGUUUGUCCUUCCUCUUUUUCUACUCCCUUCGGUUUUCCCCAGAAUUAUUGUCUUUUCUAGUGAAGCAUAUCUUCUCAUUAUGUGUUCAAAGUAUGAUAACCUCAGUUUCAUCAUUUUAGCUUCUAGUCAGAGGUAAUAGUACCAUGAUGAGAAAGGCUGCCUUAAAAUAUAUUGUAAUUAAUCAUAGUUAGACAUGAAAAAGAAACCCUGAGAAUAGGAAUAAUAAAGUAACUCAAGGUUGCAAUCCUUUACACAUUUACUUGGAAGCAAGUCCCACUGAAUUUGGUUCAACUUACUUCUGAGUAGACAUGCAUAGGAUUGCACUGUUAGAAGCCUCUUUUUGGAAACUGUGACCAGAGGUGAUUCUCUGCCAAUAUGAAACAUGUUGUAGCUGGAUUCUUUCCUACCAUGUGUACUACCAUGGUCAUUUUUUCAGAACAAGCUAACUCUCUUCUUCUCCCCCUGCCCCUCCAUUUGAUCUAAGGACAUUAUUUAAAAGUUUUCAUAUUGUGCUAUGUGAGGCAAGGCACGCAGCAUUCCACUGUCAAAGGCUAUACACCCUUUUCAUAUGUUGUUGCCUCAUAGUAGAGUGUCAAGUGAACAUCACAUAAGAACAUAAGAAGAGCCUGCUGGAUCAGGCCAGUGGCCCAUCUAGUCCAGCAUCCUGUUCUCACAGUGGCCAACCAGGUGCCUGGGGGAAGCCCGCAAGCAGGACCCGAGUGCAAGAACACUCUCCCCUCCUGAGGCUUCCGGCAACUGGUUUUCAGAAGCAUGCUGCCUCUGACUAGGGUGGCAGAGCACAGCCAUCAUGGCUAGUAGCCAUUGAUAGCCCUGUCCUCCAUGAAUUUGUCUAAUCUUUUAAAACCAUCCAGGCUGGUGGCCAUUACUGCGUCUUGUGGGAGCAAAUUCCAUAGUUUAACUAUGCGCUGAGUAAAGAAGUACUUCCUUAGUUUUGUGUGACAAAAUCACACUUUUGUUGCUUCUCUUUUAGCACAGCCGAUAAUCUCUGAGAAAUUGGUGUAUUUCUGCUUUCUUCAGCUAUAUGCAAGCUAUUAGCAUGCAGAUACUAUUUUUUUGUAGGCAUCUUGUACUACAUUUGGUCUAUCAACUGAAGUCAUCAUGAAGAUAAUUUUGCAGUGAAAUAGCUUCAUUUAGACAUAAACUUUUAAAAAUUGUUUCUGAGUAACCUAGCUUUUGGACUCUCAACACACGCGAGAGAGAGAGAGAGAGAGAGAGAUCUAUCAAGCAUUACUGUUCUGUCAUCUCCUCCAUUCUUUGCAGGAGGAUUUGCAGGGGCCUUCUGCUCAACUUCAGUUAUAAUUAGGGGACGUUGCGAGGCAACAUUGCUUGGUGAAUUGCUUCCAUUGUUUCUAGACAGGUAGAGAGACUAGGAAUACUAAUUCCUUUGAACAAUAGUGUCCAGAAGGUAGGAGCAAUGGUCCUGAAUGAAAAAUGCAGAACCACCAUUUAGGUGUCCUUUCAGGCAGCUAAUUUAUAGUAAGAACUGAAUUCAUAAUCACAGAGAUCAGUGCAAAACCUAAACAAUUGGUGUCAGCAUCUCCAUGGAGAUAAUGGCUGUGUUUGCAAAUAAAUCAACUCUCUCUCAAAAGAAAGAAUAGCUUCCCACAAAGAGCCUACAGACAAUUAUUUUUUUAAUAUAUAAGCAUGUUCAAAUGCAAUACAUCCUAAACAUCCAUUUUCAAUGCACACUUCAUUUAUGUGCUUCCGUAUUGUGACAAGUAAAGUUCCUUUGGGGGCACUUUUCUCUAGUUCAUUGUGUGAGGAAAGCUUGGGUGUAUUGUCAGGCUUGUGGUUUUUUUUAUACUGCCAUAAUUGCCAAGUUACUUCAUAUCUUGAAGAGAGAAGCUUGGACAUUUUCCAUCAAGUCAAGAAUGAUUUUUUUCCCCUUUAGUUAAACAGAUACUGUGAACCAUAUGGUCCAAUUGCCCCUCAUUGCAAAGGGCAUUUCAGAUUCAGUAUAGCCAUGUGGCUUUCUAAAUGUUGGAAGAUUGUGGAGGUUGAGAGGUGUAAGCAGACAGAAUUUUUGGAAAAUUUAUCAAAUGAAAGUAAGGCAACAUUUUAAAAUGUAAAUGGAUGCAGAACUAUCCAAAUGAGAGAGAUGCUAAGACAUGAACUUAUCUUGCUGUAACAAUUUACUAUGUCAGUAUCUUUCAGUGGCACACCAUUCAGGCUCUAAAUUAUAGGCUCGUUGGUCUUGCCUUUGGGGCAUGUGUGUGAACUAGAUGGCUGCUUGAUCAUUUCCAACUUCAAGGAACUUAAGUAGCAGUUGUCUAGGGAGGCAAAUUAAGAUCAGUGCUUAAGAAAACCAAAACUUUGAAUUAGUUGCAGUAUUCUAAUAUUCUACCCUUCAGUCAUACAGGACAAUAAUACCAUCUGAUUUUAAUGUCAUAAGUACACUUGCAAAGAGUCCAUUUGUAAUUGCAUGAACUGGAAUAGAAUAUUGUUUUGCAUUCUCUUGAAAUAUAUACCUUGGGUUUAUUAUUGGUAUUGAUAUUGUGGUUUAUUAUGUCUACGGGACUUUCGGUGUACAUCAUGAUUUACCAUCUUUAUUCCAGCAACUUGUAGGGCAAGAGUAUCCAACGUGGUGCACUCCAGAUGUUGUUGGACUGCACCUCCCAUCACCCCUGACCAUUGGCCAACAUUGGUCCAACAACAUCUGGAGGGUACCACAUUGGUGACCCCCUGCUGUAGGGUAAGCUAUUCAAGGCCACUCAGUGAGAUUCAUAUUCAGGCAAGGUUUUGAACUUUGGUCUCCCACAGACCAAGCCAACAUUUUAACUAUUAGCAGGCUGGCUCAUAGUGUUCCCUGCCAGAAUAUCGCAAGUCUUCCUAACUAAAUGUUCUUCUUUAGAAUGUUUUAACAAAAUUAAUUGAAUUGUGUACAUAUAAAAUAGGAAAUGCUGUGUUGCCCUCAAUGUUUUUCAAGUGUUACUAGCUAAACAUUUGUUAUGUCCACCUAGCCCUUUUUAUACAACCUAUGCACUUACUGGGCACAGUCAAGCAAAAGUGAAUAAGGCUGCACUUACGCAUAUUUCCAUGGGAGAAAGCUUCAUUGCAUAUUGGCAUCUGUGGUAUUUAGGUUAGUCCCAUUCCAUUGCUUUCAAUGGGACAUAGUCAUGCCUAACUUUUGCUGGGUUGUAUCUUGUAACUUCUGUUAGAGUCUUCCAUCUUCUGAACUAUCUGUAGCUUUGUGUGUGUGUGUGUGUGCGCGCACAUGCGUGCACACACGCGCACCAUGUCCACAUAUUACACUGGGGAUGAUCUGUACUUCAUUUCCAGUUAAAAUAAACUCUUAAUUUAUCUAAAAUAUCACUAUGAUGUUCUUAUGUGGACUGCCACUGAAAUCACAAAACAAGCCAAUAUGUGUCAAAAUGUUCCAGGCAGAGACUGAAGGGACUCCACUGUAGAUUUCCAUGGAUUUUAGGACAUUUGUGAAACAGUCCUUCUACUAAAUUACCUUUUAAAUUGGUAGCAAACUGAAGGAUUUAAUAUCUCAAGGAUGAACCACGCAUACAUUUCUCACAUGUAACAUGUAACUGUGCAGUAAAUAAAUGGGAUAAAUCUGCUGAUAAAUUGCAGGAUCGGCUUCCUUGGAGAUUUUUUAAAAACUCAUUGAACAGCUGUUACUUUGGAAUGCUUACUAACGUAUUUUGCUUUGAAGCAUGGUCCAAACUAGGCCCAUUGAGUAUCUGCCAAAUCUCAUGAAUCUUCUCUGCCGUCUCAUACCUCUUAACUGAUGUCUUAUCCCACAAUGGCCAGUAGGGUUCAGGGCCUGCUCCAUUUAUGCCAGUAAGUAAAUCACUUCAAGAAUGGUCCAUGAGCAGAUGGUGGUAGGAUUGCCAUGUGACAUUUACGGCAGAUAAAUGGUAUGAUGCAGUGCCACAAUUGAGGAAUCUUAAAGUGUUUCCACUUGCCACCUGUCCAUUUCAGGCCAGUGCCAUUAUUUUCAUCAUUUCCAGAUAUGCUAUAAUCAUUUACAUACUUAUGGAUUAUUCACUAAUCAUUUUAGUAAUACUUCAUAGUAUAUUGCAUACUCAGCAGUGCAGCAGGUCUGCCAAACAUUACCAAGAAAGUUCCAUUGUGGUUAACCAUCAUAUUGUUGUGCGCACCCCAAUCUCCAAGUGGCGAGAGACUUCCAGGGGUUCCAGCACUUACUCAGGGUCCAGCUUCCUUGGAAUGAAGGUGACUGGAGACUGUGGUAUCUUUGGUAUAUGCAGUUUUAUUUAUACAUAUACAACCUGAACAUAAGAUGGAAGGGGCUCACAGGAUUAACACUCCAAUAGAUCUAGCUUCUCUAUUGGGUUUCAAGGAAGCUCCCAAAAGCCAUAGCUUGGGAUUCAGUCAAACCUCUGUCUCUUUCCAGCUCCAUACUAGACUAAAAAACACCCAGGUUACCUCCUCGCUCUAGGAUGUGGGGAGGCCUACCCCCUUCCUGAAAGAGCAUCAUCCAGUUGUUCCUGUGCCAACACAUCUGCUCCUGACUAAGUCUUUAGACAUGUUAGACAUGCCCCACUUGACAGACUUAGCCAGACCCAUUAUCCUAACAAAAAAAACUGGUUUGCCCAGUACAGCAGGUUCCUUUACUACAAACUUCACCUCUGCAGACACAGAAUUACAGACAUCAUACAUACCAACCCCACAAUCCUAUAACAAUAUGCAAAGCAAAUAACACUGAAAAAAGGGGAGAGAUGAGUAAAAGGAUUCUGUUUAAAAUAGGGGCUUUUUAGUAAUUAUUGGCACAUCCAGCCCUUGUCAUUUUGUACAUCCAUUCAAUCUGCCAUUUUCCACAUUAAUCUGCAAUGUAGAAUAAUACUUGCACAAAAUUACAUUUAAUUUUUUUUUAAAAAAAAUGUAUUUUGGUGUUUUUUUAAAACUGCGAACUGCAUCAGACCACUUGGGAAGUGCAAAGGCUAGUGGAUAACUAAGUUCAGAUACACACAUUAGUCUAGUAAGUACAGAUCAGGUCAGCUAAUAUCAGAAUUUGCCAGAAUGACUUCUUCAAGCAUCCCAGCUUCUAAGGAGCUAAGUCAUCAUUGGUAUCAGAAAUAUAUCAUUUGGCCAUGCACAAUAAUUUAAAGAUUGUUUCAUGUAUGCAUGUCUAUAACUUGAGAACAUAACAUUCAAUCCUAGGUUUGGCUUGCGAACUGCCUCCAUUUGAAAACUAUGUCUGAAGUGAGGUAAGAUGAUGUGAAAGUUCUAUCUGCAGGGUUUGGAUUAUGAUUAAUCAUUUCCAAAUGCAAGUUAUAUCUGUUAUUGCUGUUAACAAAUGAUGAACAUGCACCUUUAGGUGAAGUCCUAAUAAGGAUCUGCAUGCAUUCCGGGAUGGAAUCUAGCAGGUACUAUUGCUCUUCAACUGCCAUUUUCACAGACAAGAAUUUUCAGUCACAGGAUUGUCCCAGCAGUGAUUUCUAUACAAAUAUGUAUGAGCUGAUCCGGAGCCCUGUGUGCACUUAGACGUGUGUUCUAGUAAGUUCACAGAGUUCAGGCUUCACCAUUGACUUCAGUGUACAUGUUCCUGUUUCCUUUGCAUGGACAAAGCUGUCACCUUCACUGAUACAAAAAGAGAAUCCACUGAAGACAGGGCUUAGGGGGCACUUUAGAGCCCCAGCGGCACUUGGUGCAUGUAUAAUACACUUAACAGAGCAUUCUUGGUUGGUUUUAGAGACCACAAGAGGACUACUUGGAUAGUUCAUAUAAGAUGAGAUGCUGUACAAAACACACAAGUGACAGAGUGGAGCUGGGAUAAGGGGCAAUUGCCUUUGCAAAAGCAGCCAAGUGGCAACUUUACCUUCCUGGUCCUUCUCUAAUGUGCUGUGUUUCCCCGACUAGAAAAGUACUAUGGCAGCUGCACUUUGCAGCACAUUCCCAGCAUUCUAUCCUUUAGCCCCUGCAAGUCAGAAGUUAGAGGAAACCACAUGUAAAGCCCCCAAAGUAAGGAAAUGAAAUAGUGCUAUGUGGCUAACCUCUUCUGACAUUAAGGCCAGGCGAGGGGGAAGGGGGAGGAGAAUCAACUAGUAGCUGCUAGGGAUGGGCAAGAAAUUCAAUUCAGUUCACAUUCCAAGCUGAAUCAAUCAAAUUUGCACUUUCUGAAACAAUAUGAGAACUGAAACACAGCCUUUCUUUGAAAUCCACACUUCACUGAAUUUUGAGAUGCAGUUCUCCAACCAAACAAUGCAUUUUUGUAAACAUAUGUCAGGGGAAGGUGUACAUAACAAUGAAUAUAUGAGUGAAAAGAACACACAAAAAUGAAUAUUGUGAUGAGAAAUUAUUGCAAAAAUGUAUACAUUAUUCAAAACUGCCUACAAAAAUGUGUUUAUGAGGAGAAAUCCGCAAUAAAAUGCUGGAGAAUUUUCAUGAGGAUUUUUUUUAAAAAAAUGUUGCUAAUUGCUGCAGAAAUGUGGAGAACUGAAUUUAAGAUUGGAAAAAAGAGAAAUUGAGAGAACCAACAUUGACAGAACUUUCCAUCCAUACUGCUGUAGUCAGGAAAAGCUGUGCAAAUGCUAUCUGGACAGUGACGAUCUCGCCUCAGUUGUUCACGUUCUGGUAACUUCUAGAUUGGACUACUGUAAUGCGCUCUACGUAGGGCUGCCCUUGAAGACUGUUCGGAAACUCCAGCUAGUGCAAAAUGCAGCAGCCAGGUUGUUGACGAGGACCUAUCGGUCUGCGCAUAUAACACCUGUCCUGGCCCGCUUGCACUGGCUACCCAUCUGUUUCCGAGCUAGAUUCAAGGUGCUGGUUUUGACCUAUAAAGCCUUAUACGGUGUGGGACUGCAAUACCUUGUGGAACGCCUCUCCUGCUAUGAACCUACCCGUUCACUUCGUUCAGUAUCUAAGGCCCUCCUCCGGGUACCAACUCAUCAGGAAGCCCGGAGGACUGUUGUUAGAUCUAGGGCCUUUUCUGUGGUGGCCCCCGAACUCUGGAACAGCUUACUUGAGGAGAUACGCCUGGCGCCUACGGUACUUUCUUUUAGGCGCCAGGUUAAGACCUGGCUAUACUCCCAGGCAUUUUAAUGUUUUUACGUUUAAUUUUGUUAGUUAACUUGUUGUUAUGUGUUAUUGAUUUUAUUAUAUUAUUGUAUUUUAAUCCAGUUUUGUAUACCGCCCAGAGAGCUACUAGCUAUGGGCGGUCUAGAAAUGAAAUGAAAUAAUAAUAAAUAAUAAUAAUAUAGCAGUCCAGAAAUGGACAGAGAAGUACCUCACAGGGUUGUUGUGAGGAUAAAAUUGGGAGGGGGAGAACCAUGUUUGUAAGCCACCAUGAACUUCUUGAAGGAAAGGUGGGAUAUAAAUGUAAUAAAUAAAUAAAUAACAGCCACUUGUAUAGAGCCAGUUCAUAUUCAUGGGAUUAAUAUGCAUUAUUCUUUCUCAGCUUAGCACAUCAUUAAAAACUUUUAAAUCAUUAAAAACUUUUAAAACUUUUAAAAUGAUCAGUAUGUGAUGAAUCCAUACAUACAAAACAGUUCCAUAGAUGUGGUGAUGAAUUCCAGCUUAGAUUACUUUAAAAGAAGAAUUAUUAGACAGACUCAUGGAGGAGAACUUCAUCAAUAGCUAUUGACCAUGGUGACUAAAUGGAGCAUCCCUGUUCAGAGGAUGCAUACCACUGAACACUAGUCAUUGGGAUAGACAAGUGAGGGAAGGCUAUUGCAUCCAAGCUCUGCUUAUGGGCUUCCCAAUGGAAUCCAGUUGACAGCUGGAGAAAACAUAAUGGAUGUUUAGUCUGAUCCUGCAGGGAUCUUAUUGUUGUUAUUAUGUAUUAUUAUUUAUUGAAAUUAUUUCCCGCCCUUCCUCCCAAAGGAGUCCAGGGGGGCAAACAUAUCAACAAAAACAACUCAAAAACAAGAAAAAGAAAAGCAUUCUAAAAGCAGUUAAAAUCAUUCUAAAACACAGUCACAGUUAAAAACAUUCUUUCAUCAGUGAUAGUCAGAUUGCCAGGAACAGUCACCUUCAGCCAUCAAAUGCCUGGGUAAACAGGAAUGUUUUCAAAUUCCUGACAACAUUGCCUUAAAUGGCUACAACAAAUACCCAAAAUUGUUGAUGUUCAUGUUAUCAACUCUAGCCCAAUUCAGCUUUUAGGCAGCUUAUUCAAAUCUUUCCCAGAAAUGAUCUUUGCCUAUUUGUUGCUUAAUAAUAUAACAAAAGAGAUUAACAAAACAUGCAAACUCAAAAAAAAAUAGGUCAUUUGCUUAGGAGCAAGCUGUAAGUGGAAUUUUCUGGCACUCACCCAUGGAUGCUCAUAUUUUAGUUGCAUGGUGUCUCACUAUGAACUGUAUAUGUGCGCUUGAAGAAUGAUCUCCUAGCAAUAGACUACAAGUACGAAGCAAUAAAAAAAAAGCCAUGAUCACAUUGGAGUCUGUAGGUGUACACUUCUUUGUGCUUGUGGCAGUUAAACUGUAUAUAAGCAAUAAAGCAGCAAAUCAUAGGUUUAAAAUUGGCCUCUCUGGCACCCAAAGCAAUAAGUUCCUUCUGAGAUGGAGCAUUGGCUACAGACAAGAUAGUAACAUUUAAUCUAUCUCAGCAUCCGUCUUGUGCUAGCCCUACCAAGUCAUUAUUUCUUUCUCUCCCAAUGCAUUCCUCUUCAGGGUCCAGUUGUCUCCCAAGUUUGUGGGUGAGAAUAUGUAACCAUAGGAGAUUUGGUGGCAUAAGUGGUAUUUGCAACUUGCUUGUAUUGUAACGUAAGGGAGUUCUAGCUGUUCAGGUUUAUUGUAAAGUACCACUCAAAAUUUAAAGAUGUGGUCAGGUAAGCACAAAACUGGCCUAAAUUCACUAACCAAUGUAAGUAUGGAAACAUUAUUACGCCACCUGAAAGUUUCUGUCAGCAUUGGUUCCAGGCAGCUUUUAUUGAUUAGUUCUUUAUUUCUGAUGCCAGAAGAUAAGCUCCUGAUAUACAGAAGGAAAUAGCCCUCUUAAGCUUCUUGUCCGACAUCUAGUGACGUCCAAAAAAUGUGAUUCUUUGGAGUAAUAUGUUUCUACUUAUGGUAGCAUUGUUUGUCUUUCUCAAACUACUAGUUGGAUAAUGAAUCAUGAUAGCACUUUUUCCUGUGCACAAGGAGCUUUCCAACUCUUGUCCCAUUUUCUCUUCACAGCAAAAGUGAAGGUUAGGUUGGGAGAGGAUUACCAAAUCGUGGGUUUGAACUUGGGACUUCUGCAGCCAAUCUUCAAGGUCUAUCAGUUGCAAGGUCCUACUAAGAUUUCAGCUACUAAUAUUUCAGCUAUAAAUUUAUUAGGAUUGCAUAGACUGUAUUCUUCAGGAUAUUCUUCAUAGUUGAAGCUUCUCUACAAUUUGUGCAGAAACCCAGGCUAUUCUUGUCUGGCAUAGCAUACUGCUGUGCACUCCAGUUAAAAACAACCAUCAAGUAUGGCAGUAUCCUCUUCUUUAACCUGAGAGUUCACCAAAGCAGGGUUAUCUAGGGCCUGGGCUAGAGUUUUGAAGGCACAUGAUGCUGGAACAUUGCCGAAACUUCUUGGUCAGUGACUAGAUAGGAAACCUUCUGGAAACCAAAUGUAUACUGCCUUCAAUUAAUAUCAAUUUAAUUAGCCUUGCUUCUGCAUAGAAGUUUUAUUAAGCUCCACUGUUUAAGGUCACAGAGAAAAUGAGACAGUUAAUGAAUUGAAGCAUAGUACAUCAUGUAUUUAGCCAUACCUAUGCCACAUAGAAAGCACUGCCUUAAAUCCACCUGUACCUUAUUUUCUGUAUUUGCAAGUCAAAGUUAAGAAUUAAUACAGCCAUUGUUCAUCAAACUGCUGCCCAAGAGUCAAUUCCCUUCACUAAUUCUGAGCAUCAUCCGAACAUCCAAAUUCUUUUUUCAUUAAUCCAGAAUAACUUCACAUCAUUCAGUCUCUCCAUCAAUAAAAAAAAUUAGAAAUUUCUCUUAUGAACGUACUUUGAAAGGCAGUGGAGAGAUACCACAUUGUAUUUACAGUUCUCUGCCUUAAAUUGUUUAUAAGAAUAAUCAGGCAGUUAAACACUAUUAAGGAGUAGGUAGCUUAUAUGACUUUGAGAGAGUAUCCAUAUUUCUAGUUGUCUCACAAGAAAGGCUUCGGUCUUCAAUACACACUUAUUUCAGUGUCACAGUUGCACAAGAAUCAGUGAAACUGUCACACAGUUAGUUGUAUGACUGCCUUGAUUAAGGUUAAGAAUGAAGUUUGUGCCACUAACACAUCAGGCCCCUUUUGUGCAAAACAACUGCUCCCUGGUUCUCUUUUCACAAUAAUGCAGAUUAGAACUCCCACUCCAUCCAUAAUCAUGGAAGAAUCUCAAACUUUAGCUUCCUGAUCAUGAAUCUGAAUGUUUGGGUAAAGAAUGUUUAAAUGGCAAUUGAUUUGUAUUAAGUGAUUGAGAAUGUGCCACAAAAGUAAAGAGAAUGCAAAAAUGUAAGGGAGUUAAAACAAGUCCCAGACCAUCACUGGUCAGAUCUCUUUAAAGCAGCCUACAGCUUUCAGUGGUUCAACCAGUGGGUCAUCAUGACCCAUAUGUGGGUGACAUCAGUGGCCUCACCAUGAUUUUAUUAUUUAAGACAGCCUUACCCAUCCUGGUGCCCACCAGCAUGGCCAUUGGUCAGAGAUGAUGAGAGUUGUAGUCCAAAGCAUCUGAAGAGCAUCACAGGGAAGGCGAGUUUAAGAACAGAGUAAUUAGGAAGGAGACAAGCAGGCCCUCCCUUAGCAUGUGUGGGGCCCGGGCAAAAGCUAGUUGGGGGGGGCACAUUCUUUCCCUCUCUUUAUAUAUAUAUAUAUAGAGAGAGAGAGAGAGAGAGAUUUUAUUUACGAAUAUAUAUAAUUAUAAUAUUUACAUAUCAUCUUCAUUAUUCCCUUUGGAAAUAGUGACUGGUGCCCCUGUUUUGACAGAUGUGGGAAUAAGGCUAAGAGAAAGUGACUUUGCUAAGGUAUAUCUUCUUGGCUGAGAUAGGGUUUGCACCUGGAUUUCCCAUAUUCAAAUUUUUCAGUAGCAAAUACUUUUCAGUAGAGCACAAUGAUGCUAUAUCCUCACAUGUCAUAAUAUUGGUAAGUUUUGCCUAGAGAAUUGUCACUAGAAUUUCAAGAACCUGGUGUCAAUUUUGUUCCUAUUGAUAUAUUAACUGCAUUAGAAACAUCAGAUUUAGCAAGAACAUCUAGGCCAGCAUUAAGUUCUUUUUGAAACAUUUUGUUUCUGUUAUUUCUUUUUCUCCAAACUGAAAGUCAAAUAUUUGUAUUUACAGAAUGAUAGUGAAACAAAUGGUUGCAGUUUCUUUUUAAGUGAGAUGGACUGAUUAUAUAGCACAGUGAUGCACAGUGCUAGUGUGAAACACAUCUAAGAACAGCUAAGUUAUCUGAGCAGCAGCAGCGGCGGCUUGUAAUUUUGCGGCUGGGAGCUGCUUUGGCUACUUUUUACGUGCAGCUCCUAUUUAAGCUCCAGACAGCGGCGGCUGCUCGUAUUUUCAGCCGCGGUGUCCCGGUCAGGCUGCUAAAAAUACGAGUGCCGCCGCCGCCUGAGAGUAACAGAGCUGGCAGCAAAGGGGCAAAAAGGUUGCAAGGAGAGCCGCAGCUGCGGACUCCCAGCAAGGCUCAUCUCACUGGAGACGUGUGAGCCCAAACAGGGGAAUGGCAGCCGCUGGAGCCCCCAACAAAGUGCCAGAGCCCCCAACAAAGGGGCUGAGGAGGGGAAAGAAAGUAAAAAAAAAACCACCGCCAAGCGCGGGCCCCCCCAAAGUGCGUGGCUGGGGGCAACUGCCCCGCUUCCCGGUGCCUAGGGGCAGCUCUGGAGACAAGAAUAACAGGGAGAGAAUGACAGAGAAAUAGGCAUGCAGGCACUGGGAAUUACCAAAGUGGUAUAGUAGGGCCUUGGGAGCUACGGUCUUGUAAUGUAAAGACAAUCUUGCUAAGAAAUGAUGCAACUCUAACCUGUCACACUGAAUUACAUCCAGACCUCCUUCCAAAUAAAACUAUUUCAGCUUCCACAAAAUUCCUAUUCAUAAAAGCAGCAAUUCAACGUGCUUUAAAAAGGGGAAAACACUAAUACUUUUCUACUAAAUACACUCUAAAGCUACCACUACUACUACUACUACUACUACUACUACUACUACACACACACACACACACACACACACACACACACACACAGAAAAUGCUUCACGUUGACACAGGAUAAGGGUGGGGAAGCUGUGGCCCUUCAAAUGUUGUUGGAUUCCAACUUCCAUGAGCCUCUGCCAACAUGGUCAAUGGUCAAGCACGAUAAGAGUUGUAGUCUGGCAUCUAGUUUCCCACUGCUGACAUAGAGCUUGUUACUUACAUACCUCUGUGUUGUGAGCCACCUUGGAGGGGGUAAAUAAAUAAAUAAAUAAAAUACUCAUGACUACUCUAAUCUUAGCCUCCCACCCCUCUAUAUUUCACUGUCCAUCUCCAGGCUGCUGUGAUAUGCCUUCAAAUCCCAGUUCUCUUCAUACCCAGUUCUCUUCAUAUCCAGCUCUUUUCAGAGUCCUGCACACAGCUGCAAUUAUCAAACAAGCUUGGCAAUGCACCAUCUGACUCCUCAAAGUUGGAAUUGGGGUGAUGUAAAUGUAAAGAUCUUGGUCAGCUGUGAGCCAUAAAUGUUGUUAAUCAAGAGAUGGAAUAGUGGCUGUAGUGUAGACUGAAACUGGGUGCACUGAAGAUUACAAAAUCAUUUCAUGGGCUGCUACUCUGCCUUGUUUAUACACAUACCAGCUGCAGUCCUCUGCUCGCAUACUCGGAAGGGCAUUCCACUAUGUUCCAUGGGGCCUACUCCCAAGUAGGCCUUGUUUAGGAGGAUUACAGCUACAGAGACUCAGAGGCUGUUCACCGUUAGGCUUAGCGAGCAAACAGACGUUUCCCUCAAAUUUUUAUAUAAUCCCACUUCUCUUAUUUCCUUCAAAAGUUUAAUCAGCUCACCUUUUCUGUAACACCUUCGGCACAGUACCUUAUUCCCAAAUCUCACUGUAAUAAAGCGUGAGUAUGUCUAAUUAGAAUUAAUGCAUAGUGUACUCCCUUCUUCCUCCAUCUCUCUCCCCAGCCUUUUUGUCUCAUCUGUGUAAGCUCCUUGGGAGCAGGGGCCUGCCCUUCUAUACUUUGCAAAGCAGCCUGCAGAUUAAAAACAAUCACUUCAGACCUGGGACAUACCAGUCAUUAUCUUAUAUAUCUUUUAUAUCACACCAUUAAUUUGACAGUUUGACAGGUACCCCAAAAGUGUUUUUAGGGGGGAUGCUCAAAGUGAUCCAAUAUAUUAAAAGGGGGUCCCAACAGUAUUGGAAAGACACCAGUAAUGAUGAAUAUUAUAAAAUGGUAGAAGGACUCUCUGUUCAGAGUGCAGCCUCUCCACUCUCAACCUCAACUCUGGCUCCCUUGCUCUCCCCACAUUUUUCUCUGCUCAGCUCCUCCCUCCACGGCAAAGCCUUGCUUUCAAGGCAUAGCAAGCGAAACAGUGCAAUCAGUUCUCCCUCUUUUUUAUCAAUUGGCUCUUUACUUAACAAUGCAAUUUGUUUGCCUGAUUAUUUGGGAAAGCGGACUCUGCCUCUUCUGGCCAGUCUUAGGAGUGGGCUGUUGCCUUCUCUGCCCUCAUCCUCUUCCAGAUCCCUGCAGAUCAGAGGCUAUUUUUUCACAAGGUUUUAGGUAUUAUGAUCUGACUGCUCUUUCUUUCUAAGGAAUUGGGCAGCUGUGCAAGAUGAGGCCUGGUGGGAGUGCCCUGGAAAUUGCAGUGAUGUAUGAAAUCAGUUGGUCGUCAACUGCACUGAAAUUGGUUGGUAAAGGAAGAAAAGGGAAGUAAAUUCAGUUCUGUAAGUAGGACAGAAUUUCAAAGCACUCAGUACAGAUCCGAAGAAGAGUUUUUCUCUCUCUCAGUUGGCUGCCUCUUAAAUUCUUAACCCUUCAUUUUCAGGUUGUGUAUUGCUUAAGUGAAGAUGGCUGCUGUUGCUGCUGCUCUCAUGAAGCCCUCCAGACUAGACUGCCCUCAGUGCUAUAAAGUGCUGAUAAUGCAACUCACCUCUUGUUUGUUUGUAUAGCCCAAGAGUACACAAAGCAUGGCUGCUGGAUCUAGGGAGGGACUCACCUGCUUUAAGGCAUAGCACUUUCUAGGAGGAAGGGUGAGAUAUUAAAUAAAUAAAUAGAUAAAUAAAAUCAUGACUUCUCCCUCCAAUGAAUCCUGGAAACUGUAGGUUGUUAGGCUGCUGAGAGUUGUUAGAAGACCCAUAUUCCCCUCACAUAACUACAAUUCCCAGGGAACUCUGGCCUGCUCCAGCAGCAUUCUUCUUAUGUUCUAGGAAGAGGGACAACCAGACUGGGUAAACAUUCUUCACCAUCUCACUCUGUAGAUGUAGAUCCUUAAAGCAACUGCUACAGUGCACUUUGACAACACUAAAAAGGUGUUGUUUAGAAAUAGGUGUGCUUUGUAUAGGCAAUGGAAAUGGACUGCCUUUAAGUCGAUCCCGACUUAUGGCGACCCUACGAAUAGGGUUUUCAUGGUAAAUGGUAUUCAAAGGUGGUUUACCAUUGCCUCUCUCUGAGGCUGAGAGGCAGUGACUGGCCCAAGAUCACCCAGUGAGCUUCAUGGCUGUGUGGGGAUUCGAACCCUGGUCUCCCAGUCAUAGUCCAGCACCUUAGCAACUGGAAAAAUAUCUUAUUGUCAUAACAUCAAAUAGCAUUUAAACAUUUGAAAGCAAGUGCAACUUGAACUUUAAAAAAUGUAUUUUGUGCUUCAGCCACAGCAGUUAAAUAAAAGUAGGCUAAACUAAUGGCCUCUGAUGAUGUUUUUAUAUUAGUGGCCAAGGGAAGGGUUCUGGGUGAUAUCAUUCAGUGUUCAGUAGUAAAAACAUCAUCCAGUGUUCUCAAAAAAGUGCUUAUAAUUUCAAACAGGCCAUGUGCCCUCUAUGGUCAAACGUAUUAGGCAUCUUAGAAAGUACUUAUUUUGGCAGAAAAACAACAUUAAGAUCACAAUCCUAAAUCCAUUUAACAAGGAAGGAAGUCCCAUUGAACUCAGCUGGCUUCAUGUCUGAGAAAAGAUGCUUAGGGUAGAGACAUACUGUACUGCUGGUUCUAGUGCAUCUCCACCUCUCUCUUCUGGCAACGGGGGGCACACAAUGCUAGUCAAACCCCACCCUUUUUUUACUGUAAAACCUGGUGGGAUCAGCUUGAGUGCAUUUUUAAAAAUUCGCUUCAAAGAGGUUUUGCAGAGCAAAGCUUUUCUGUAUGCAACUAGUGUGCUCAUAUCCAUAGGUGCAGGCUGAAGGUACUUUAAGAACUGGUUUAGGAAGAUAGAUCCCCCAAAUACUGUUUUUCUCCCAAAGCUGGAUGAAAAGUGGAGAUUGAAAAUUUCCCCAAAGCUUGUAUCUCUCACCCUAGAAGGAGUUGUGUAUUUCACCUGCAGUUUCCAUUUCGGUUGUUUGAACUAUAAUUUCCUAACUAUCAGCUAUCUCAUGUUAUCAGCUGUAGGUUCAAACUACAAAUGGGAACACAUAGAUAGUGUUCAUCACUUGCUACAAGAAAAUUCAAUCCCCAAACCAGGUUUCUUCAAUGCAAUACUUUGUUCCUAAUAAAGAAAAAUAAGAUAUUGGACAAGAUUUUCAGAUUGCAAAAAGUUACAGGGAUGCAGGGAUUAAUUUGAUCAUGUUCCUCCUGUUUGAAAACAAACUGAAUUGAUACAUUUCCUCCCUCAGAAUGCUCUAGCAGAAAUAACUCUGUAGAAAUAGAUUUUUAUUGGUACUUUUAAAACUGGAACUCACUUACAGCUCAUUUCAAAACCCUGUUGUUGAAUUGAUUGAAAUUAAUUUAUCCCUCUGGUUUCAUGGGACAAAGGGUGUACCCUGCUCCCACUGAAGCCAGUAGCAAAAACCCCUUUGAUUGCUACUUUAGGCUGCAAUGCAAUACAUGUCUACUCAGAAGUAAGCUCCAUUGGGUUCAAUGGGACUUAUUCCCAGGUAAGUGUGUAUUGGAUUGCAGCCUAAAUCAACUCAAACUGAAUUACUAGCCCAGGAUCCAAGGAACUACAUGGUUGCUUCUGCAUUGACAACUAUUGGAGUUUCCCCUCCCCAAAGCAAUCUAUCAUGCCUCUGGAAAGGCUGCUCAUGAGGGUUCAAGCACCCCCCCCAGCAGGAUCCGACCCAGUUUGAGAAGCUGCAGCAGGUGGGGGAAAGCGGCAAACUCUGAUCAUGCAUGGAAGUGUUGCAUUUAUUUUAUUACUAUAUUUAAAAAUUAGUCUCUUGGGAUUCCUGCACUGGUGUUUAACCGGAUUCUGGGUGCCCGUCAAACAACCACAAUUUCUGGGACUGGUGCCUGAUUCACAAUAACUGCUUGAAUUAGGAUUAGGAAUGAAUUAGGAUUUCCUUCCUCAGAGUAAUUGAAUUUACAUUUAACCAAAGAUUGCAAUUAUCUACUUGACCAAAUUUGGGGCACGAUCCAGCCACAGUGAAGCACACUUAGUUCCCAUUGAUUUGUCGUGUUUAAAUCUUUCCCACUGAAGCCAGUGGAACUUUUUUUCAUAAUUUGGGCUGGACAGUGGCCUUGGUUCCUGAGCUAUGGUAGUAUGCAAGUUACAAAGUAUACCAGCAAAACAGUGGAGAAGUGUACAUUGACCAGGAAUUACUUAAAAGCAACCAUAUUAGAAGAGCAUGGAACAAAACCUUGAUUACUCCCUGCAUUGGCGUGCAUGAGUCUAUGCCAUAAACUACCUGCCAUUUGAAUAGACCAUGAGAUAAACUGUGUGCAGGGAAAACUCUACACAUUGUCUUAAAGCUUUAAAAGCUGAACCACUUUCCCUGGUAGCUGAAUGUAUUUUCCAUAGCAGUGAUCCCAGCCCCUUUGAGCUUCUGCAACCAUAGUUGUGAUAAGGUUUCUCCUCUGCCUCAUUUAUGUUCUGGAAGCCCUUGUUCCUAGCAGCUUCUUCACAUAAUGCUUCUGUUGCCUGUGUUGUUAUGCUUCACACUGUGGGGAAUGGGGAAGCAGCAACCCCAAAUACCACAUACACGAGUAGGAAGAUAAGCACAUUGAGCUGCCAAGCGUUAUGCAGUGUCAGACCUUUCGUCCAUCUAGCCAUGUGCUGUCUACUUUCAGGGCCGGCCCAAGACAUUCUGCUCUCUGAGGCAGAACAAUAAAUGACAACCACCCACUUCAAUUCAAGGAGCAUAGUCGUAAGGCUGGCCAAAUUAUUCUGGCAUCUGAGGAAGAAAAAUCUGAGAAGUGCCUCUGCCUGGGAGUGAAAAAUACAAUAACAAUAAAUAACUACUAAUUUGCUGCCCUUUUCUGACACGCAAAAUCAGCUGUCUGGCACUGCCAAAUGGUAGGGCCAGCCCAGUGACUACUCUGAUUGAGAGCAGCUCUCCAAGGACUUGGGGAGAGGUCUUUCCCAGCCCUGGCUUACUUGAGAUUCAAGGAAUUGAAACUGGGGCCAUCAGUACAGAAAGCAAUAUCCCUUUCCCCAUCACUUCCAUUUCUUCAGAUAAAACUGAAGCUUGUUUUUUUUAGAGGAACAGGGCACCUGCAAAAGACUCUUGGGGUACUUCAGCUACUGCUGAAUUUUGUCUAUUUGUCCUCGUUUGAGAGCACUCCCCCUGUUUGGGUUUCCAAAAAAUCUUCAGAGCCAAGACCUAUGAUGGAGAGGCAGCACCAAUGAGCAGAGGAAACCAGAAGGGGAGGUAACCUCAAGAGAUGCUAGGAAACCAAAUGCUCUUGGUCAACACAUUUCAGAUUACACCAUUCUCACCAUUCUUCAGGAGCAACUCAGUCUAGGAGAUAUCAAGGAGCAACAAUAUCUCGGGAUUUAAUUAAAUCCAUUGAGUUGUCCCUUAUAUGGUGUUUGACCUAAAGUAUAGCAUUUCUUUCCUAGCAGCUGUUGCUUUCAUCUCCUGUCAUGUUUCCAGAGACAAAGAGAGCAAACCUCUUUACUAAAUCUAUGAAGAGUGAGUUAUUCUGGGAGGCCAGAAUCAGGGGUAUGGAAAAAACCCACUGUGAUAGAAGUCUAUGGAAUCUUGCUGCUUCCACAGUGAGAUUGAGUCUUAAUGUGGUAUUUGAGAGACCAGCACGUGCUGUGUUUGGCCUUUCCUAGGUGCAAUAGCACCUGUGCAAACUUGAGGAUUGGUUGCUCAUUAGAUGUUCUGCUCACCCAUCCAGCACAGUCUGCACUGUGUUCCAUGCUGUUAAUGCCACAACAGCACUCCAAAAGAUGAGCAUUUGAGACCCAGUGCGUUGCCUACAAUCUGCACAGUUGCAAGCACAUACCAGCAUUGGGUUCCUUUAUGCUACUGCCGUUCUUGUUGUAUACACAAUUCCUGGGGUUGUAUUCCAUUAAAAAGUUGCACUAGCACAAGGAUAAGCACUAGCACAAAGGCAUUUCCCUCUCCCUGUGAGGGCCCUGCACAAUCUCCAGAUCUGCUCUGGAAGGGUGGGGGGAAACCCAGAACAGAUUUAGUGGCGGAGAGGGGGAGAUAGUUCUCUUGUGGAAGGAGAAAUCUUGGUGCUGAUGGAGCAAUCUGCUUAGCGCUAUGUUGAAUACAAUCCCUGUUAUUCUCAACAGGAACCACCAGUAUAGAUACACCCAUUUGAAAACUAAGGCAGAAUCACAGAACUGCUGUGCUGGUGGGAGCCAUUUUGCUGCUGCUAUUAACAGUUUAUUAGAAAUGUUCAAGUACAUAAAAAAUAUCCAGUUCUCAACAUUACCCUCCCCCUCAAUAAACCCAUCCUCCCUCCACCCCCUUACCCCAACAUACAAGUCCCCCUCCCCAUCAGAGCAAUAUAGAUAGUUGAUGUAUAUAAAUGGUGGCAGCCAUUUUUUGUAUUUUCACACUUGUUCCUUGAUUGGGAAAAGGGGGUCUGCUGGCUUGGUAGAUCUAAGCUGGCACUGCCACUCCGGCAUAUCGUUGAGCGGGCUUAUGGUGGCACCAGGGACUGGCAGUUUUUGUACAAAGUUGAUGUCAGUGUUUGCCACAGGAAAAACUAGCUGCCACGACCCAGGGUCACACAAAGUUGGCUGCAGUGAUGGCACUGAAGUGAGGAAAAGAUGAGUCUGCAGUCAGCCAAGGGAGACUCUGCUCCUCUCGGUUUUCCUCUGCCACUGACAAUUGCAGCGGCAUUUCUAAAGACAUAUUUUGAGCUAACCUUGUAAUAACUCCUCUGAUAUGUGUUGUGACUCCUCAUCUGCCUUCUAUAGUGAAAUCUCUGCUUCAAUGCUAUGUGUGUGCGCAUUUGUGUGUCUCUGUUACAAUACAGUGUUUUUACUUUGUCUUAAAGAACCUUACUUGUUUGUUGCCAUAUUCAUAUGCCUAAAGUACACUCUUACUUAAAAAAAAUAAAAAAUAAAGCAAUAUUUACUCUUAACUCUGCAUCUUCUCAGUCAAAGCCUCCAUAGCAGUAAGCUAUUUCUUCUUAUAAAUGUUUAUAAACAGGAUGCAGUUUUUUAAUAUUAUUCACUGGACCAAGCAGAGUCCUUUCUCCAAACGUUAUUAAUAUGAUGACAAUAAUGACAGUGACACCGUUGACUUCUUCCUCAUCCAUUUUUUCUCUCGACCAAUCUGUCACAUUUUAUAAACAGUUUUUAAAAAGAAAAAAAGGAAAUUAAUGAACUAUUUUGUGUGAGAUCUUGACACAGUACCUGAUUCAUAAAAAAAGGGAGGGGGGAAUAAUCCAGCAUCUCCGUUCAGUACUUGUAUUUGUGCUAUAUUUGUGCUAUUCAGAUUGUUGUAGUCUCGGUAACUUUACCUAUGUAAGGACUCAGGGUACAGCCAUUUGUUCUUCUCCAAUACCUGAGUCAUCAUUUUUCAGCAUUUUCUCUCACUUCCUCUGACCUGCUAUGCUCAUGUAGUUCCUUUCUUAAAAAAGAAAAAAGUUGAGAUCCAGCCAAUCAAAUGUUCAGGAAGGGAUAAGGAACUGAAUUCAGUCUGCCAUGCUCCAGUUGUCCAGCCAAUCAAGUCACACAUGGCUCCACAGGUGUACAGUUGGAUCAGAGCUUUCAGGGUUUUUUUUUUCAUUAUUAAAGAUGGUAUGUAAAGUCACUAUGGAAAGUAUAAAAAUACUUUUUCACCUGGAAAGUUUAUACACAUGGCUCAUCUACAUGGUUGUUUAGUGUGUGUUUUGUGCUACUCAAAUUUCCUUUUAAUUUGCAUGGUUCACAUGACGUUACUGGCAAACAGCAGCUAUCAUGCAGUUUUCCCCCUGUAAAUCCAUCCUAACCCAAUCCUCUGAUAAUCCAAAAAGGGAAGGAAAAAAUGUCUUCACUCUGUAUCUCUAGUGCUUGCAAACGCUUUGCUCCAAUGCUUUUAGGUGGGUGUGUCAGUAGUUUCCCUCUCCACGCCCACUCCCUCCUCCUCCCUUCAUUCAUUUUAUUUCCUGUAGGCUGCAAAGCAACUUCCGGCUGCUCUCCCUCCUUCUGCUAGACUUUUUUAUGUUGCUGCAAACGGUGCCUUAUUUUUCUUUUUCCCCUAACCUAUGUGCAAAAGUAUACAGUGCUCAAACAAAGAUUUGUAUUUCAGCUGUAUUGUACCAGUGAAAAUACAAAUGAUUACAUUUCUGGGUUGUUGUUUUUUAAAUGAAACUUAUGGUAGAAUAGACUGAGCAUGCUUGGUUGCCAAGCAACCAGAGGGAGUGGAAAUGUUAAAUUAGAGGGUGUGGUCUUUAGAAAACUGUGUGAUUUAUCUUUCUCCUCAGUGUGAGUAGAAAACAUCGUGUUUGCAGCUGGCAAUGAGCCCUUACUAUGGAUUGGGCAAAUAGAAAACGGAGGUAAAAACAGCAUCUUUGGUAUGAAGUAAUUCUCCCAUGUGGGUAAGCCCACAGACACACACCAGACCCCAGGCCUUUUUACAGCUCUGUCUUAGGGCUAAUCAGUAGAUAUUGGGCCACAGAGUGAAAUUUACCAACAAGUACGUGAAUUAACAAAGACCAAUGAGAAAUGGGAUGGAGCAUGUGGCAAUUCUGUUCCUUCGUAAGACGCUUUAGGGUGAAUUUAGAACAUUCAAAGCUGCCUCCUAUGAGGUCAGACUAGUUGUCCCUCUAGCCUAAUAUUUUCUACUAUGACAAGUAGCAGCUGUCCUCAGUCUCAGAGGUCAUACCUCAGAGGGAUUGAACUUGAUCUUUGACAUGCAAAGUAUGGUCUUUCCCCUUAAAAUUCUAUUACAUCUCCCCCCCCAAAAGAAAGAGACACCUUCCUUUAAAAAGGUAGCAUUCAGCCUUCAAAAGUAAAUGCUUCUCAAUCACCCUGCUUCAUUAAAAAUGUUUACAAAUAUUUGUUAACUUUAAUGACGUGACUGAUUCUACCAAAAUUUUUCAUCCAAAGAGGGCUGUACUACAUUGCAAAAGUGUCAGUGGGACUUCAUUGCAAAAGUGUCAAUAAUUACUCUUGUGUGAACAGACAGAUUUUGUUCAAUCUCCAGUGGCAUAGAUGUCUUUGGAGCGACUUCGCAGAAGGACAUGGGGUUGUGAAAACUCCCAUUUUAAUGGUACUUUAAUUAUUUAACCAAAAUAAGGUAUGGUUCCCCACCUCCAUCUAUUUAUCAUAAAGCGUUAUCUCACAAGGAAAGGUUCUGUGUAUGAUUUGACUUAUGAUUGUCAUUUCAUUUCAUUCUUUUUACCUGAACAUAAUUUCAAUAACCCUUUAAUCUAGACCAGGGGUUCCCCAACUAUGAUCUGUGGAGCACCAGUGGUCCAUGAGCUUCAUUCAGGUGGCCCAUGGCGUGUCUGUGUUAAAUAUUCAUAUUAAUUUUAAAUUGUGUUUUUCUCCUCCUUCUAUUUCUUAUAUUGCAUCUUAUUGUAUUCCAGUUUCAAUUCUUUGGAAUACAAAAUGUAAUACAAUAAAAUACAAUAUAUAUGAAAUAAGAGAAGCAAUAAAAAUACAAUUAAAAAUUAUACAGCAUCUAGCACAACAUAUUACAAUUUCUUGGAAGGGCCGUAGCUCAUUGACAGAGCACCUGCCUUGCAUGCAGAAGGUCCCAGUUUCAAUCCCCAGCAUCUCUGGGUAGGACUGGGAGAGAAUCCUGUCUGAAAUCCUGGAAAGCUGCUGCCAGUCAGUGUAGACAAUACUGAGCUGGAUGGACCAAUGGUCUGACUCAGUAUAAAGCAGUUUUCUAUGUUCCUAUGGGCUAUAACAAGCAGAAAAAUCAUUUAAGUGGUCCACCAAGACCCUCAACAAUUUUCAAGUGGUGCAUCUUCCUGUGUAUGCACAGAAUGUGAACAGUGAAGCCUAUAUGUACAGAGGGUUCCAAAACCAUGUAUAAUGCUUUGGAUUGGGGCACAUGUUUGUAACAAUGACUUGCUUUUUUCUUUUUCUUGUUACUGCAAUGAUGCUUUUUCACAGUGACAAGAUUCUAAAAGCACUGUGAAAUAUAAUUUUAAAAAGCUCCAUGGUUCUCUAAUGCACACAUGGGGCAUAAACCGCCCAAACUUAAGUGCAACACUGUCCUAAGUAUCAGUCCUCGUUAGUUCAAUGGGAGUGGUUACCCAACAGAGUGUGCUUCAAACUGCAGCCAUAAUCCCCAUUUAUUUCAGUGGGUGAAAUUUGAGGACAUGUUCAUUCUUGCAUUAAAGUCAGUGGAAGCUAAAAGGAUUUUUAACUUUAGAUCAGCGAUUCCCAACAUGGGCGGUAGCGCCCCCCCCGGGAGGCAUUACAGCCUUUCAGGGGGGCAUUGACGUGACUACAAACUUUAGGGGGGCGUUUGGAUUCAUUAGGGGGGCGUUGACAUUUGGCGGUCUGAUGCGACAGUUGAAGCAUUUAAGUUUAAUUUUAUUUAAUACACAAAUCAUUAUUUUUUAAACUGUUUUGUCCCCAGUUAGAAUGUAUUUAAUAGAUGGGGUUACACUCCCCUUGAAGGAACAGGUUCAUAGUCUUGGGGUUCUUUUCGAUCCUUCCUUGUCUCUUGAGGCGCAAGUGGCCUCGGUGGCAAGGAAUGCGUUCUACCACCUUCGGUUGGUAGCCCAGCUAUGCCCCUAUCUGGACAGGGAUGACCUCGCCUCAGUUGUUCAUGCUCUGGUAACUUCUAGGUUGGAUUACUGUAAUGCACUCUAUGUAGGGCUGCCCUUGAAGACAGUUCGGAAGCUUCAGCUAGUGCAAAACGCAGCAGCCAGACUGCUGACGAGGACCAGCCGGUCAGCGCAUAUAACACCUGUUCUGGCCCGUUUGCACUGGCUACCCAUUUGUUUCCGAGUCAGAUUCAAGGUGCUGGUUUUGACCUAUAAAGCCUUACACGGCGUGGGACCGCAGUAUCUUGUGGAACGCCUCUCCCGCUAUGAACCGACCCGGUCACUUCGCUCAGCAUCUAAGGCCCUCCUCCGGGUACCAACCCAUCAGGAAGCCUGGAGGACAGUUACUCGAUCUAGGGCCUUUUCUGUAGUGGCCCCCGAACUGUGGAACAGCCUCCCCGAAGAAGUACGCCUGGUGCCGACGCUUCUAUCUUUUCGGCGCCAGGUUAAGACCUGGCUAUGCUCCCAGGCAUUUUAAGCAUUUAAUGUUAUAACUUUAAAUCUUUUUUUUGUUUGCUGUUUAUGUUUACUGUUGAUAGGUUGAUUUUAUUGUGAUAUUCUGUAUUUUGAUCUUUUUGUACACCGCCCAGAGAGCCACUCGCUAUGGGCGCUUUAAAAAUGAAACAAAUAAAUAAAUAAAUAGUCUCAAUUCAUGGAAAUAACUCUAUAAAUAGUGUGUGCUCUUUAGUAAAGAAAUUCUGAAUAGUGGCCAGUGUCAUAUCAAGGAAUGGGGAUAUUAGCCACGCCCCGGCACUAGGUAAUGUUCCGAUUCUGUCUUGAGGAUUGUUGGAACCAAUCAUGAGAGAGUGUUUGAUAAGCUGGGUGUAUUGGUGGAGGGUGCAUUCUUCCAACGGAUGAGUGCCAUGUGCAAACGGGUGACGCAGACAGUCAGUUAUUUGCAGGUUUUCUUCAGGAAUGGGACACACUCACUACCCUUUGUUUCUGUGAUGUUUAAAUGAACUUGUUUAACAAAACAAUGCCAAUAAACUGAAUGAGUUUGUUGUUAAGUAACACAGUGUAUUCUAUUGGUUCAUACUGUGUGGACUUAAUUAGUUUUUGCUUAUGUUUUUAGGAUUUGUGAAAUAAGAAACAACUCCUAUAUCUGCAAUUUGUUUCUUGCAUGUAUUUUAUGGAUUUAUAUACUCCAGAUAUUGUGAAGUUAGCCAAAACUCAUCAAGCUCAAGGAUCACACUAGUAUUUUAUAAUAAAUCUCAUUUUAUUUACUUUUCUAUGUAUGUAUAUUAAUAAAUCAUACUAAGAAUUCAAUGUGUAAUCUAAGUGCAAUAAAAAGGCAUGAUAAAAACGAUCAAUAAUAAUCAUUGAAAAUACCUUUUAUGCAUUACUCAUAUUUUAAGGGAAGAAUAGGAAGCAUUGGCAUAUACUUAAUCUGAGGGGGGCAUUGGGCACAAAAAGAUUUUGCAAAGGGGCGUUGGGUCCAAAAAGGUUGGGUAACGCUGCUUUAGAUAGAUUGUGUCCAUAGAGUUCAGCAUGAUUUUAACAGGAAAGAAAAUACCAUGUGUGUAUCCCUCUUGCAGUGAAUGUGGCAACCACUCUUCAUGCAGAGCUCCAUGUAUGCAGUGGAUCCACCAACUCUGCAUGGGAGCUUCUGGGUCAUGUGGAUUUUUGUUGUGCUUUGCAUACCAAAUCUGAAAUGUCAAUUUCUGGUGAAAUGGGGAACCCUCUUUUAAAACAUAUCUAGUAAGUAUUUUAACAACACAACUAAUCCUUAAGUUCCUGCUCCAUUAAAUUUUAUACAUGUUCAUAUACUAUAUAUAAUUAUAAAUAGAUAUAUUAUAUACAUAUACAUAUAUUUUAUGAAUCAGGUCUGUGAGUUUUACUAUUCUGAGCAAUUUGAUGCAUUUUCAUAGGGCCAUUAUCCCUUAUUUAGUUUGCAAUGUAAAUAAUGUUGUACAUCUGCUAUUUUAGUAUGCCAAUAUGCCAUGUGCAUUGUUUCUUUUGAAAUUGUUCUAGAUAAAUCACAUAGCAAUGGCAAUUACACCAUUCAGCAUCUUUUCCAUGUACAAAUGUAUAUGUACAUCAAGUGUUUUAAUGGCUAAUAUCAUAAUCUACAGUGACAGAAAUAUUUGGUUUCCAUUUUUCCCCCAACUAAAUAUGCCUCUCAAGUAUGUACAGUUUCAAAUAAUAUUUUCUCUGCGGUGAUUUCCAUUUGGGUCAUCCCCCCCACGGAUUCCCUGUCAGACAUUAGUAAAACAUGAAGUAUAAUGUCAAUAGCAAUUUCAGAUUGGAAUUAUCUAUAUCAGUCUGUAUGCAUUUAAAGUGCUGUGGGACAACACAGCAAGCACUGCUGGUGUGCAUUUUCCCUUUGUUUACUGGGGCUUAUGAGGCUAAUAGCAAUAGAUAAUUGGUCUAUCCAGCAAGAGUGACCCCUGUGCAAAAUCAGCCUUUUCCCCACAUACUCUCCUCCCAACUGGGCACUGCACAUGCAAAAGGUGCUUCAUGAGGCUUUUUAAAAAAAAAUAUCCCGCAUUUAACUCCCGUCCAUGGUGCCCCUGACUGAAUCUUUGAACUCAUAUCCACCAAAUAGACACCCUGCCCUGCCACCUGUAAGUGCAUAAGCACAUGUCAGAUGUGACACACUAAAUGCCAUUGAAAAUGGCAUCUCCGCAUCAAGUGGGUCCAUUUACCUUCUAUCAUGAUGUCAUCAUGUUACAUGUAGUUCUUAAAAAAUUGGGCUGGAGAAAUGCACAAUUCAGUGAUGCCACAUGAGGCUCCAGUUCAAUUUGUCCCACUUUCCAACAUGGCUGCUUAAAAGAAAAGAGGAAAUAGCAUCAGAGGUUGCUCCAACCUUCCCUUCCAGUUGUGCCCUAAAAGUGACAGUGAACCAGCUGAGAUUUGGGAGGUUAGAUUCCCCACAUAAUCACAAACCUCAGUACUGACUAUUGGUAUGGUAGGGAGAUGCUCAUAUUAAGGAUCUCUGGAGGAUGCACAACAGCAGUGCUUGAUGGAUUGUGCCCUUAAUCAAAACAUCUAAUGUAUCUUCCUUGCUUUUCACACAGCAAAAGCCUUUUAAUCACUUUUGUAUUUUUGUGUGUAUGUCAUACGCAGUGUAAAUAGCAUGUUUCAUUAUGCAAAAAUUUAUAGAUCACCAACUUCAGAACAAGAUGAAUUUGUAUAUGAAGAAUAUCAAAACAUUGACAAUAAAUCUGGAUGAUUAAAACAAAACAUAAAGUGGUUAUGACUGUUGUGUGUUCUAUUUAUACUGUCCAUAUCCCAGUUUUAAAGGGGAAAAUAUGUUUUCUUUACCCUUGAAUG
Messenger RNA from Rhineura floridana, 32816 nucleotides. It is a transcript of the gene GUCY1A2, whose product is annotated as guanylate cyclase 1 soluble subunit alpha 2. The record is from RefSeq and is a predicted model, not a curated record. NCBI's taxonomy places the organism in Eukaryota, Metazoa, Chordata, Lepidosauria, Squamata, Rhineuridae. Gene Ontology annotation, biological process: response to oxygen levels; cGMP biosynthetic process. Gene Ontology annotation, molecular function: heme binding; guanylate cyclase activity. Gene Ontology annotation, cellular component: guanylate cyclase complex, soluble. The transcript has 8 exons. Bases 256 to 2454 code for a protein of 732 amino acids.